Molecule: messenger RNA, 1642 nt
Organism: Paramecium tetraurelia
Lineage: Eukaryota; Ciliophora; Oligohymenophorea; Peniculida; Parameciidae
Exons: 2
Molecular function (GO): protein binding; palmitoyltransferase activity
Source: RefSeq, a predicted model, not a curated record
AUCAAAUUCGACAAUAUAUACAGAGGAGAAUAAUCUAAUUCCAUCGAAUCCAAUUAUUGGGUCAAAUAUUUAACCCAUAGAUCAUUCUUCUCCAGAGAUGCGUUUGCUGUGUUUUGCUCAAUCCAAUGAUCUUGAACAAUUUUCCAAUUUGUUAAGAUCUGGACUAUUUGAUUUAUCUGCUCUCCAGAAUUCUAAAAGGUUCACUUCUCUUCAUUACGCUUGUUUCAAUAACAGUUAUCAAAUGUGUGAAUUGAUAAUCAACCAUUAGGACAGGAGAGAGAGAAGUCUACAGAAUAUGGAGAAUUUUAUCAAUUCUACAACUAAUGAUGGAUUUACAGCUGUGCAUUUCGCAGCAUUCCGAGGGAAUGUGCAAAUUUUGACUCUUUUGAAAUUAAAAGGAGCCAACCUAAAAGCUACAAAUAAAUAAGGUUUGAAUAUUAUGCACAUAGCUGCAUAAGGUGACCAGCCUAAUAGUAUUGUAUUUGCACUUGUAAAUGGGAUUAAAUUGACUGAUUUAGAUCUCAAUGGAGGUUCUGCAUUGCAUUGGGCAUGCUUUUAUGGUUAAGAGCACUCUGUGAAUUAUUUGUUGCCAUUGAUAGAAAAAAAAAAACCAUAUUAUCCAUUAAACUCUCUUGAUUCUCAUUAGCUUACGCCUUUGCAUUUGGCCGUUUAAAGUGGAAAUACCAAACUAGUUAAAAAGUUGCUAAUUUACGGAGCUGAUAAAAAAAUUAAAGGGAAUUAAGAUAAAACACCAGCUGAUUUAGCAUAGGAGAAUGACUUCAAGAAUAUAUACAAUAUGCUGACUAAGGAGCGUGGGUUUCUGAUCACAUACUUCAAUUUGAAGCAAGGAAUCAAGAGAGUAAGAAAAAAUGGGAUAGAAUUAAUGAGAUUCGGAGGAUUCAUGAUUUUUCUUUUGCUCUCUUAUUUUUUGUAUGUGGUCGAUGAUUUCAUACCCUUAAUCUCCGAUUACGUGCUAUUUGGACUUACUUUGCUAUUCUUUAUUUUCAUCGUUUGUUCUAAUCCUGGCUAUUAAAUCCGAAGAAAGGAACCACUAUACACCUUGAUAACAACAUAUGAUCAUUAAGAUGUGUGUCCUAUGUGCAAUGUAGUGAAGUUGCCAAGAAGUAAGCAUUGCGACAUUUGUCAACGAUGUGUUUUAGUUUACGACCAUCAUUGUCCUUGGAUCAAUAAUUGCGUUGGCGCAGAAAAUCAUUUGAUUUUUAUUACUUUUUUAGUUUCUUUGGAUACUUCACUCAUAUAUGCUCUAAUCAAUACAAUCCGACAGUGUUUCAUUGGAAACCAGAGUGAAUUAGAGUUCUUUGAUGAACCCUUCAUAUUUUGGACAAUCUUAAUUUUGAAUAUCUUCAUUGAACUUAUCUUUGUAACUGGAAUUUCCGUCCUCCUUGUGACUUAACUCUAAAACAUUUUUCUAGGUCAAACUACAUUCGAGCGAUUUGCAGCACAAAAUCAAGCAUCCACUAUUAAAUCAGUUAUGACCAAUUCAAACAAGAAUUCCUAAAUUGAAGAUGAAUUGCUCUCUCCUAAAAGAGAUAGAUUUGUUUAAUGUUCAUGUAAAAAUUUACUCAAUUUCUUUUCAAAUGGAGUCACAUAAAGAAAAAAAGAAUAAGCAAUCAAAAUUUGA